Frankliniella occidentalis (western flower thrips) is the source of this 2013-nucleotide messenger RNA. RefSeq lists its product as uncharacterized. The record is from RefSeq and is a predicted model, not a curated record. Lineage: Eukaryota; Metazoa; Arthropoda; Insecta; Thysanoptera; Thripidae. The transcript has 3 exons. The coding region runs from base 1255 to 2013 and encodes 252 amino acids.
AAGGUUCUUCUGGUGGCCCGGAAUGUUUAAUGAUAUAUAAGGAGUAAUAUCUGAAUGCAGAGUGUGUGCCAAGUUCAAAGGUCCACACAGAAUGACUAAAGCACCACUUAAAUUAUUCCAGGAAGGAAUGUUACACGGAAGGUGGCAUGUGGAUAUAUGUUGACCAAUCAAUCCUAGAAGCAAAGAAGGACACGAGUACAUAUUAGUAGCAGUGGAAGCAUUUUCAGGUUGGCCUGUAAUAGUUCCAUUGUUCAAACAAACAGCGGAUGAAAUAGCACAAGCUCUGAUAACGCAUGUAUUCUCCAUAUUUGGAGCCCCGCAUGCAUUGUUAACAGACCAGGGCAAAGCAUUCGACUCGCUACUAUUCCAGGAGAUAAUGGAGUUGUACCACAUAAGGAAAUAUAGAACUUCGGCAUUUCACCCUGCAACAAAUGGAAAGGCAGAGAGAUGGAUUAAAACACUCAAACAACAACUAAUGAUUCUGAUAGAGAAUGACAGACAAGAGUGGCCAAAGUACUUACCUUUUAUAGCACAAGCAUACAGAAGUCUACCACACACAUCUCACAAAUUCAGCCCAUAUGAGGUAAUGUUUGGAGCUACCAUGAGAACACCACUCGACAUGGCCAGGGGUGAACCUCCAAAGGAAGAGGACAUGUUCAAACAAUAUCCUUUUUGGGUCAGGAAAACAUUGCAAGACAUCCACAAAUUAGUGGCACACAUGAGCAAGAAGGCUGCAAAAAGAAUGAAGGAAUAUUACGACAGAACAGCAGCACUAGUACCAUUUAAGGAAGGAGACCAGGUUUUCCUGUACUAUCCCAGAAGGGUUAAGGGUAUCUCGACAAAGCUAAUCACAAGAUGGGAAGGUCCAUACCUGAUACUGGAUCUUAUCAAUGAUUGUAACGCGCGCAUCCAGAGUAUGGAUGGGCGUAAGAAAAACAUAAUAGUCCAUGUGGACAGACUAGCUAAAUGUCCAAAAGGAGAAGCCAAGGAAGAUGAAUACAUCUGCAGCGCUUGGUUAACUUACGUCUGCUAAUAAGCAAGGCGGCCAUCUUGAAGUAAGAUCGAUAUCUCGAUCAUAAUCGAAAAGGCUUACUUCCACUUCCAUACUCGAUAGGCAACUUGGCAACACAGCGCCAAGUUCAAACGACGGAAGGCGGUGAGCAUUGUUGAAGGGAAUACCAAAACUCCACAUUGGAUACCUGACUGAAGUGAAAAAUUGUGAAAAGUGUGAAAAGAGUGUUAAGAGUGCGAAAAAUGGAAGAAAUACCGGAAAAGAAGUCAACUUUCCAAGGACUACGAGUAGCAGUACCAAGAAUAGAACAAGAAAGGAAAAUUUACCAACUAACAGUGGUUCCAGCGGAGAAAACGAAGCAAAAGCAAAAGACACCCGAAGAACUGCAAGCCAUCAUUAAAAGAGUGAGUAAGAAAAUGCAGGAGGAUAAAGCUAAGGACGACAGUAAGCAAGUAAAAGAAGUGAAGUUAGAAGCAAUGCAGAAUAAACCAAAAUUAGCUGUGCAGAACUUAAAAAGGAAGAUAAUGAGUGCAAGAAAAGGAAUCAAGAUACAAGUCAUAGAGACCCCAAAAGUGAUGGUAGAAACCAAGCAAAGUCGAGGGAAGAGGGUCCAGACGCAACCAAAACCCAUCAAAAUAAAGGAAAAUGUCCAGAAAACCAAAGAGAGAGCAUGCUAUUUGACACCAAAGUCAAAGGAAUUUGUGAGCGAGAGCAGUGACAGCAGUGACGAGGAAGCAACUAGAAAAAGUGCAGGCAAGGAUGAAGCAACGAAGAGACAAGAAAAGGAGAGCAAGACUGAAGGAACAGCCACUUUGAUGGCAGAUCUGGCUUUGAGUGACAGUGAGGAAGAGGGAGAACACGAGAAAAGUAUGGAAUUACAGGAGGACAAGAAGAUGGAAGACUGCGAAAAGACUGAGAAAACAGAAGAGGAAGAGGGAGAACACGAGAAAAGUAUGGAAUUACAGGAGGACAAGAAGAUGGAAGACUCAGAAGUGAACUAA